Molecule: messenger RNA, 441 nt
Organism: Serendipita indica DSM 11827
Lineage: Eukaryota; Fungi; Basidiomycota; Agaricomycetes; Sebacinales; Serendipitaceae
Source: the annotation of a GenBank genome assembly
AUGUCAUACCCACUCGCCGCACCGCAGACAUACGACCAUCCAUUUGCAUACCAGCUACCGACUCUCACUCCAGCGCCCGCCGAUGCAGCGCCAACUCAACAGUUGCCCACCCCACCUGCCCAAAAUCCCGAGCAUCGUUAUGCUGUCCCCGCACCUCCACACCUGCAGCCAAACACUGGCGGACAUUUCCAACCGCAACUUGAACCGCUCGCCAAUCCAGACGGCUCGCCUCCGUUUACACAUUUCUGUUCUUCCUCUGGAACCGAUAUUGCAAACGUCACCAGCGCGAGUCCAGAGGGCUCGACGUCGUCAAACGGGACAACUCGCAAGCGCUCACGUUUCGUCUUCAUCGGCACCACUAGCCAAAUUGGACAUGAACAUUACAGGCGGGAGUACGACGAGUCAAACGAGCGCAACAUGUGCAACGGGUGGUGCCGUUAG